CUUUUCGCCCGGGCUGCGCUCGGACAUGGCGGCGGAUCUGAGCGCGGAGCGGCUGCGCUCGCUGCCCGCCAGCUGGAGCUACGGCAUCAGCCGCGGCGGCCGCGUCUUCUUCAUCAACGAGGAAGCGAAGAGCACGACCUGGCUGCACCCGCUGACGGGAGAGGCUGUGAUCACCGGGCACCGCCACAGCCCAGAUCUACCCACAGGCUGGGAGGAAGCAUAUACUUUUGAAGGUGCAAGAUAUUACAUAAAUCAUAAUGAACGAAAAGUGACUUGCAAGCAUCCAGUCAAUGGGCAGCCAUCACAAGACAACUGCAUUUUUGUUGUGAAUGAACAGACUGCAGCAACUAUGACAUCUGAAGAAAAGAAAGACCGGCCAGUAAACAUGAUAAGUGAAGCUGCACACUAUAAUUUGACAUCAGAUUAUGCUGCACAUCCAAUGAGUCCUCUGGGCAGAACAUCUCGCUCUUCAAAGAAAGUUCAUAAUUUUGGGAAGAGGUCAAAUUCAAUAAAAAGGAACCCUAAUGCACCUGUCGUUAGACGCGGCUGGCUUUAUAAGCAGGAUAGCACUGGCAUGAAGCUCUGGAAAAAACGAUGGUUUGUUCUUUCUGAUCUGUGCCUCUUCUACUAUCGUGAUGAAAAAGAAGAAGGAAUAUUAGGGAGUAUACUUCUUCCCAGCUUUCAGAUAUCCAUGCUUUCUUCUGAAGAUCACAUCAAUCGGAAGUAUGCUUUUAAGGCAGCUCAUCCAAAUAUGAGGACCUAUUAUUUCUGCACAGAUACAGGGAAGGAAAUGGAGUUAUGGAUGAAAGCCAUGAUAGAUGCAACUCUUGUACAGACAGAGCCUGUGAAAAGAGCAGACAAGAUAACUGCUGAAAACACACCACCUCGCGAAGUGAAUAACAUUGCAAACCACCGGGUGCUAAUUAAACCAGAGAUGCAGAAUAAUCAGCGGAACAAAGAAGUGAGCAAAAUGGAAGACAAAAAGGCUUUGGAAGCAGAAAAAUAUGGAUUUCAAAAAGUUGGGCGUGAUAAUAGACCCUUAACAAAAAUCAACAGUGUAAAACUGAAUUCGGUGGGGUCAGAUUAUGGGAGUUUGCCAGCAAGCACGGUUCCAUCAGGUUACCACAGGCCCAUUCAUUUAAAUGGGUCAGAGAAAGCCGUCAACCUUAUUCUGGGGGACUCUGGAGAUGGAAUGCAUCACAAUGCCAUUCACUCACACAUAGAAUCUGAACGUGUUAUACAGAGAACUAAUUCAAUGCUGCAAUUGGAACAGUGGAUUAAAAUACAGAGAGGAAAGGGACAAGAUGAAGAAGCAAGAGGCAUUCUUUCAUAUCAAACUUUACCAAGAAACAUGCCAAGCCAUCGAGCCCAAGUUGUACCCCGGUAUCCUGAAGGUUAUCGAACCCUGCCAAGGAAUACCAAAACCAGGCCAGAAAGCAUCUGCAGUGUAACACCAUCUAUGUAUGACAAAACCCUUGGAUCGCUGCCCGCUGAGGACAAAAGGAGAUCUAUGCGUGAUGACACGAUGUGGCAACUCUACGAGUGGCAACAACGGCAGUUUUACAAUAAGCAAACAACUCUUACUAGACACGCAGGUUUCCAAGGAUACUCCCCGCAGAGGAACUACAGGUCAGAAGUGUCCUCACCAGUGCAAAGAGGAGAUGUUACAAUUGAACGCAGACAUAGGCCACAUCAUACCAAGCAGCAUGUCUUUGUGCCUGACAGAAGGUCGAUGCCAGCAGGUCUGAGUGUGCAGCCUAUUACUCCCCAGAGUUUGCAGGGCAAAACGCCAGAGGAGCUCACACUGUUGCUUAUAAAGCUGAGAAGGCAGCAAGCCGAACUGAGUAGUAUCCGAGAACACACAUUAUCACAGCUCAUGCAACUAAAACUUGAGGCCAGCAGUCCAAAGAAUGAGAUUCUUUCUCAUCACCUUCAAAGGAAUGCCAUAUAUUUGGAUCAUCAGAUGAAAGAGAAUGAACCUUUAAUCAUCAUGGUUCACACUAUGAUUGAGAACUCGGCGCUAAGACCACAACUGUACCAUCAACUGGCACAAGAUGAAUGUAGGGGUACUCUGUACAAAUACAGAUCAGAAGACCUGGAUAUUGAUACUAAGCUUAGCCGAUUAUGCGAACAAGACAAAGUGGUGCAGGCCCUUGAAGAGAAGCUUCAGCAGCUACACAAGGAAAAAUACACGCUUGAGCAAGCUUUGCUAUCAGCCAGUCAAGAGAUAGAAAUGAAUGCAGAAAAUCCAGCCGCCAUACAGAAUGUCAUCUUACAGAGAGAUGAUUUACAGAACGGACUCCUUAGCACUUGUCGAGAAGUGUCUCGAGCUACUGCGGAGCUUGAGAGAGCUUGGCGGGAAUAUGACAAACUAGAGUAUGAUGUAACAGUCACAAAGAGCCACAUGCAGGAACAGCUGGAGCGGCUGGGGGAAGUUCAGAGUGAGUCAGCUGGUAUAGAGCGUGCUCAAAUCCAGAAGGAGCUUUGGCGAAUUCAAGAUGUCAUGGAAGGUUUGAGUAAACAUAAGCAGCAAAGAAACAGCACUACAGAGGCAGGUAUCAUAGCAUCAAAGGCAUUUUCAUCUAAGUAUAAAAAUGAGGAAGAGGAAGUAGUCCCACCUCGUCCUCCACUCCCUCGGUCCUAUGACUUUGCAGAGCAUCCUCCCAUAAUACCCCCUCUGCCCAGUGAUAGCAGCUCCUUGCUCUGUUAUAGCAGGGGCCCAGUACAUCUCCCUGAAGAGAGGAAGAUUCACCAAGUUCAAGGAUACCAAAGAAAUGGAGCUCACUGUGGUCCCGAUUACCGGCUUUAUAAAAGUGAGCCUGAGCUAACAACUGUGGCAGAAGUUGAUGAGUCAAACGGAGAAGAAAAGGCAGAGCCAGUUUCUGAGUCAGAAACUUCUGCAACUAAAGGCUCACAUUUUCCCAUUGGAGUUGUGCCUCCCAGAACAAAGUCACCAACUCCAGAAUCUUCGACAAUAGCUUCUUAUGUGACUUUGAGGAAAACUAAGAAGAUAGAUCUAAGAACGGAAAGGCCGAGAAGUGCAGUGGAACAGUUAUGCUUGGCAGAAAGUACUCGCCCUCGAAUGACUGUGGAGGAGCAGAUGGAAAGAAUAAAGAGACAUCAACAGGCCUGCCUGAGGGAAAAGAAGAAAGGACUGAAUAUUAUUGGCAUCUCAGAUCUAACUCCUUCACAAAGCCCAUCCCUUGUUAGAGAGAAUCCUUUUAAGUUGCCCCAGAACCAAAGGAAGGAUGAUUUUGUAUGCAUUACCAAGGAAUUAGAAUAUGCCAUGAGAGUGAAUGAUGUGGGCGAAAGCCAUCAAAAUUGUUCGGAAGAUGCUCCUUGGCUGAAAGAAAAUGCAAAUGAACAUAGUGGUGGUUUUAUUACACAGUUACCAAAAAAUGAAAACCAGGUGUCUUCAGAUGCGUUAGAGCCAAAGGACGGGAAUCUUGAACAGGCACCUGAAAUAGAAAAGUCUCAAGAUGCUAACAGCAGCCUAAAGGAUGAGGCCCCAGUUGUAAACCACAAACCUGAAAGCAGCACAGACGAGAGUGAAGAAACCAGCAUUCAAGAGCAGCAGGAGGAUGCUAUUUCUCCCUUUGAGAUACCAGCACAGACAUCAAGAGGAAACGCCACAGCAACAGCUCUCCCAGCUUCUGCUGAAACGAUUCAUGGCUAACAAAAUGGACCUAUGAAAAGAAGAAGAUAUUGUACAGUCAAUUUUAUGAAAUCUAUGAAAUUCAUAGUUCUGAUGCUUUUGACCAUAGAGCAUCGUUUUUAUCACUUCAUGGAAAAUGUUUAUUCCAAGAGAGCUUUAAAUACCCCCCAUGGUACCUUCAACAACUUGGAGAUUGUUCUUCUGACACCAGCCUGCUGCUGUUGCUGCUGUGAAUUCCAUCCACAUAACCAAGAGUUCUUUUUUAAUGUGCGGCCUACAAUCGGAACCUUCACCAGUGCAUUUUCCCUGGUGUUUGGUUUUUAAUUAUGGAUUCAAUUAAGUUUGUUUCCUUUUUAGCCUUCUUCAUUGGUUACUUUUACAGAUCACCACUUAAACCUCAUUUCUGCUUUUAAAAAUGGAUCAUGUAUUGUUUCCACCUUUUGAUUUGUAAAUGUUUUAUUCUCUAUUUAAAAUGUGCCAUUUUUUUUUUCAUUCUUGCCGGGUUAAGGUGUGCCCUAUUUCUGCUCUGUAAUUAUUUCUCGGUCAAGUUGCAAUGUCAGUUACUGCCAUACUGUCGUCAACAUAUACAUGAAUGUUAGUGUUUACUUUUUUGCUUUUAAAAAUAAUAAUGAAGGGAUAGGGACCUUGAGGAACUGGGCUCUUCCUCGGUUGGAGUAGGGUGUGUACAGCAAUAAGCAAGUAUUCAGUUCCCAGUUAGGUUUGUGUACAAAUGUAAUUAUGUUCAUUGUGUAUAUAUUAUACAAUGAGCACAACCAAUGUAAGUAUAAGAACCCACUUACUAUUGUUCAAAUGCAAAUGUUCAUAUCUCAUUUCUUUUAUAUCAUGUUAUAAAUAAAUGUUGAUGUUCUUAA
Messenger RNA from Elgaria multicarinata webbii, 4527 nucleotides. RefSeq names its product pleckstrin homology domain containing A5 (gene PLEKHA5). Gene Ontology annotation, molecular function: phosphatidylinositol-4-phosphate binding; phosphatidylinositol-5-phosphate binding; phosphatidylinositol-3-phosphate binding. The record is from RefSeq and is a predicted model, not a curated record. NCBI's taxonomy places the organism in Eukaryota, Metazoa, Chordata, Lepidosauria, Squamata, Anguidae. The transcript has 30 exons. The coding region runs from base 26 to 3676 and encodes 1216 amino acids. Gene Ontology annotation, cellular component: cytosol.